Messenger RNA from Didymodactylos carnosus, 686 nucleotides. Lineage: Eukaryota; Metazoa; Rotifera; Eurotatoria; Philodinida; Philodinidae. The record is from the annotation of a GenBank genome assembly.
CAUCAUGAGACAAAAUAAAAGGCCAUGGCCUUUUAAUAUGGAUUUUACAGAAUUGCCUCUGAGGUGGCCUUCUAUUUAGGGUGCCCUUCUAAUAUAGGGUGGCCUUCUAUUUUGGGGGGGGGUUUACAAUAAUCACUAAUUUCAUCAGUGAUUUACGAAAAUUCUUACCAGAUGAUUUUAAUCCAAUUAUCAAUAUGUUAAACACUAAUUUAUGCUAUUAUUUUCCAGCUCAUACAAAGAUAAAACAAGAUUUUCAAGUUUGGUUACUAUUAAAAAUGGCCAUACUAAAUAGUCAAAAGCGCGAGAGAGAAACGGCUAUUAAACUCUACAAUGAUUGUAUUGAGCUCAUUAAGCAAUCGAAAACAUCGUCGACAUCUGUGAAGAUUGCUGCAAUACAAUAUAGUAUUUACUUAAUUGAUUAUUCGGAGAUAACAAUACCAAAUGAUAUAUCUUUGAUAGAUUCAUUAUUAUUGGAAAACACAAUGGGUAAAUAUGUCAAUCUCAACAAGAAAAUAUUAGCAUUCAAUGAUUCAUUUCAAUGUGAUAGAGAAGAACUUAAAUAUAUAGGACAAUAUUUAUUUGAUAUUGGUGAUUAUGAUGGAGCAUCAUCGUAUUGGGAAUCUAUUUUAGAACAGCAAAAACAAUUUACAUCAACUUGUUGCCAAUAUGAUGGUUUCGCCAACUAA